Molecule: messenger RNA, 1140 nt
Organism: Acanthosepion pharaonis
Lineage: Eukaryota; Metazoa; Mollusca; Cephalopoda; Sepiida; Sepiidae
Source: the annotation of a GenBank genome assembly
AUGGAUGAAAAAUGCAUCUGUAAUCGGGUCGGAAGCGAAACAAAGGGAAACCAAGUGCCGGGUGGGGCGAUACCACCGGGCGGACGCGGCCGCUCAGACCGAGCUCAGGGUCAGGCCAGCACGACGACCUCGACCACCGAUGGUACCAUGUCGGCGCAGGCCGGUAUGAGCGCAUCGGCCGGCACCGAGACGGCCGGGCUAUCAACCCGCCCAGCCCGCCCUCGCCGCAGGCGCCGAGGCCCGAACAGGCUUUCCCGCCGCCCGCCGCCCGCGAAAGCUAUCCGAUCUGCAAGAAGGGUCAGUAUGACCAGUGCCGUCAGCGCGGCGGCAAGUAAUCGUCCGAUACUGAACGGUUGGGAUAAAGAAGGCGCCGGCUCUCACAGGGAGGGCCGGCGCUUUUCUCGCGACAGGCCGGGGACCUAUUCGUCCACCAGUUUCAGCAGCCGUCGCUCGACGGGGGCGAGACCGGGCCCCGUUCGUGGCCCCGUUUUAAUCAUGCCACCCUCGCCGAUCAGCGCCCACAUGCCCUGUCGAUUGCGGGCGCGCGGGCGUUUUUCGAUGCGAUAUUCAGGCCGCUCCGCCGUACGGCGGCGAGCCGAAAAGAUCGCAACGUCCCGGCAAAUCCAUCGCAUAGUCCCGCCAAUGACCGGCCGCGACCAUUUCGCCCGUACAAGUCCAGAAUGCGCGUCAGUUCGGCCCCGCUCAGACCCGACACAGGCUAGGCGCGCGCGGAAAAGGGCACGAUCCCCAUCAGGCGCGGUCGCGCUUCUCUUCCUGCUCGGCGAGCAGCAUGUCGAAGUUGGCGGCGCAGCGUAUCGAGUUCACAGGCAGCAGCUUUUCGACCUUCUGGGUCUGCGGAUCGAACAGCUCGGAACAGGGCGUUCCAUAGGGGACGAAGCGCUUUUCGGGCGCCGCGCCGCCCUCGACCAUGGUCGGGCGCGCCGGGAUGCCGACCAUCACCGCACCUUCGGGCACAUCGCGGAGGUCACCACGGCAUUGGCGCCGACCCGCGCGCGGUCCGACCGUGAUCGGGCCGAGAACCUACGCGCCAGAUCCGACGAUCGCGCCGUCCAUCAACGUGGGGUGGCGCUUGCCCGCCCGCCAUUGUCCGGGCUGGUGCCCCAGCGUCACGCGCGAUAA